Molecule: messenger RNA, 1973 nt
Organism: Strongylocentrotus purpuratus (purple sea urchin)
Lineage: Eukaryota; Metazoa; Echinodermata; Echinoidea; Camarodonta; Strongylocentrotidae
Product: E3 ubiquitin-protein ligase RNF170
Exons: 5
Coding region: 110-961 (283 amino acids)
Molecular function (GO): ubiquitin protein ligase activity; metal ion binding
Source: RefSeq, a predicted model, not a curated record
ACGUCACUCAAUCAUUAAACAGGGAACUCGAUUUAUUACCCGUAGACGUCGUUGACCUGCGCCUUGGCGCCUGUGUUUCAUAUUGUCAUUUGUGUCUUUGACAUUAGAAAUGAGCCAGCCUGAAAGAGGAACGAUUGUUGAAGGUAUAGGGGAUGAGUUCUUUCAAAUCCUUGGUUUAAUCAUCGUAGUUGCAGUGCCUUUUUUAGUCGCCUAUCGAAACAGGUUAAGAUCAAUUGCGACAGGGGCUAUACACCCCGAGAGUGAAGCCCAUGUCCAGCAUACACGCACCCAGCUCCGCUAUGGCAGACCCAAUGCUGAUGACCAUGCUGCAUCAGCCAAUGGGCAAGCUACGGGGGAGUCAAACGGUCAACAAAACGGUGAGGGGCAGAGCAGCGAUGGACGGCAUGGCAUGAGUGCCCAGCCAUAUAACGGAGAUCGACCUUGCCCUAUUUGCCUUGAUGAGAAAGAAUGUGCAGCUGAGACGAACUGUGGUCAUGUGUUUUGUGGUAACUGUUUAAUUGCAUACUGGAGACACGGUACAUGGCUUGGUGCUAUAAGCUGCCCUGUGUGUAGACAAAUGGUAACAAUCAUCCUACCAGUCUUCCAAGAAGAUGAACAGAAUAGCGGUGAGGGGGGAAGAAUUAUGGCCGAAAUCAGGGAUUAUAAUCGAAGAUUCUCAGGAGAGCCAAGACCGUUUAUGGACUACAUCUACGAUCUUCCAACCCUGCUACGUCAUACGGCCCGUGACUUCUUCUCACUCCACGGGAUCGUCUGGAUGUUCCGUCUGAGGAUCAUCUUCUGCUUCGCGGCGGCCCUCCUGUACCUUAUCUCUCCUCUGGACAUCAUUCCUGAGGCUGUCUUUGGAUUUUUUGGAUUCUUUGACGACAUCUUUGUGGUCCUUAUCUUGGCUAUCUAUGUGACAGGCAUAUACAGGGGCAUCGUGGCACAGAGGAUGGAAUAGAGGCGAUGUCAAAAGUCAUGAAUUCUGCACGGAGCACUGCUUAGCAUUUGAAAGAACUUCUAGUGGGACCUGAAGGUUAAAGGAAGUGUAGCAUGACGAGACUACGUGUCUUUCUCGUGGCCUGACUCAAAGCCAAUCCGGUAUAAUACGACUACGGACGACGCAACCGCAGCAAUCACAUGCGUCCCACAUACGCGAAAUUGUGCAGUUGUCCAAAAGAAGACGAAGAUGGCGUUACCCAGUAUUUGCCAAGCUACACUCCCUUUAAAGGAAGGCAGAUGGAAUGAGUGGACCCAAUAUUCUUCAGGAUACUCUAGGCCUAUGUAGUAGCUAGGGUCCUUGCCUGUAUGUAACACACUGGUUCUACAAACUUCUUACGUCGAAACUUGCUAUGCUUCACUACCCCACACUCAUCAAAUUCCUGCCUUCAACCCUUGAUCAAACACUAUACCUGAAUUUAUCUCUAACGACCUGAAACCCAAUUGCAUAAAGUACAGACUGGAGCAAUGAUCGUGUCAAACUUGGUGAUAAUACCAGGCAUGGGAGACUCCAAACAGAGAAAUGACAAAAGAUACUUGACAAGUUGACAUACAGUCAACAGCUCAAUUAUUCAUACCCUUACCAAGUUCACAUAAAGGAAAUGGGGCACUAACAAGGAAUACAGCACUUAUUAGAAAGAAAAAGGGGCACUUAUCAGAGGUUUAAAAAAAAAGGACCAGCCCGCACCUGAGAAAGGGCACUUGUUAAGAGAGGGUAAGGGGCAUUUAUUACAAUGGAAAAGGGGCACUUGUUGAUGUAAAAAAGGCACUUAUCAGAAAGUGCUAAGGUUCACUUAUUAGAAAGAAAAAGGGCCACUUUGGGGAUACUUGAAAUAGUGGGGGCACUGUGCCUCAGCACCCCCUCCCCUCCUCCAUGAGUGCUGCCUCUGGCUUGUUCGUAAUAAAAGAAAGGGACAAUUUGUGGGAAAUAGUAAGUGAUAGGUUGAAAGAUGAGCAGCAGUCAAGGAGACACA